AUGGCAGUCUAUCUGAUCUCUAAGCUAGCUGACCCCCUAUUUGCCGUCACCAUCGGCAUUGCGGCUUCCGCAUCCCGCAUUCGCCGCGACCAGAUCGAGAAGAACCCAGAGAAGGCGUCAGAAAUCGGAUAUGCGACCAUUGUUCAACUUGGCCAGCACCGUCUGCAGCGAUGGUGGAACGGAGACUUCCAAGGCUUGUGA
Molecule: messenger RNA, 201 nt
Organism: Penicillium chermesinum
Lineage: Eukaryota; Fungi; Ascomycota; Eurotiomycetes; Eurotiales; Aspergillaceae
Exons: 2
Coding region: 1-201 (66 amino acids)
Biological process (GO): protein secretion
Source: RefSeq, a predicted model, not a curated record